Messenger RNA from Lingula anatina, 1967 nucleotides. Its product is annotated as transmembrane protein 62-like. Lineage: Eukaryota; Metazoa; Brachiopoda; Lingulata; Lingulida; Lingulidae. The record is from RefSeq and is a predicted model, not a curated record. Gene Ontology annotation, molecular function: hydrolase activity.
UGACGAUGUGCAGCCGGUGAGCUGUCUGCUACAGUUGAUUCUACUCGAUUUUUGACAUUCUACAUUGAAUUAGAAUGAAAUCGUCUAUAUUAGUUGUUUUGUUUUUGGCUUUAGUUAUAUCAUGUGGGCUUUUAGUGAAGAUAUUUAUCACUGAUAAAAUAAGAAGGCCAGUAAUUAACACCUCUUCACUUAGUUCUCGGUCGGCACCACCUUUUCCUGGUGCCAAGGAGGACAAUAUAUUUUGGUUUGCACAGGUAUCAGACCUUCAUUUUAGCAUAUUUUAUGAUCCAGCUAGAGUAAGCCAGUUAAAAGAAUUUUGCAGUACACACAUAGAUGCUAUAAAACCUAAAUUAGUAUUAGUUACAGGUGACUUGACUGAUGCCAAACAUAAAGAUCUGCAGGGAUCAGGCCAAUUUCAGGAAGAGUGGACUUUGUAUAAUGAUGUGCUGAAAGAAACAGGGGUCUUGAAGAAAACCACUUGGUUAGAUAUUAGAGGGAAUCAUGAUGCAUUUGAUGUUCCAUCCCUGACCAACCAGAAGAAUUUUUAUAGGACAUACUCUGCUCAAGGAAAAAAACAUUUCCAUUCAUAUCAACAUGUCGAAAUAUUGCCAUUUGGGAAGUAUAUUUUUAAUGCAGUUGAUGCUUGCCCAAACCCUGGACCAAGGAGACCAUUUAAUUUUUUUGGAAUGCUAACACAAGAUAGUUUAGACACAUUGGAGGAGUUUGCCCGAGCCAGUGAGAAGAGCAAUGCUACCAUAUGGUUUGGUCACUACCCAACUUCAUUGAUUGGUAUGCCUGAACCGGGGCUGCGUCAUGUCAUGAGGCAUGGCAUAGCCUACAUGUGUGGUCAUCUGCACACCCUGGCUGGCCUGGUCCCCAAGAUGCAUACAUUACAGAAAGAGGGUUAUCUUGAACUGGAACUUGGAGACUGGAAGGAUAAUAGAAUGUAUAGAGUAGUUGCCAUGGAUCAUGAUCUGAUGUCAUUUACUGAUGUUCAUUUUGAUACCUGGCCUGUUAUUCUGAUCACAAACCCCAAAGAUGCUCUGUACACACUGCCUGACCGUGAACCAACUGGCCGUAUGCUGAAGUCUACUCAUAUCAGACUGCUAGUCUUCUCACCUGGUAAAAUUCUCUCAGUUGAGGUCAGCAUUGAUACAGUUCAAGUUGGCUUUGCAAAGCAGGCCAAAGGUCCACUGUAUGUCCUGGCAUGGAACCCCACAGACUACAGCAAGGGGGUGCACACUAUUAAAGGCCAGACUCUCUACACAGUGGCGAUGUUAACAGCACUUUUACCCUUGCUCUAUUUUAGAAUCAUGAAAGAAAGGAAAACAGUCAAUUGCCUGCACCUGCCUAGAUUUUUCGAUGUGGUGAAUGAAAUCCUCAGAAGGAUUUAUUAUGUGUCUGUAUACAAUAACACUUUUUAUCCAUUGGUUAUAUACAUAGUUUAUAUAACAAUAGGACCCUGGUUCAUAGGACAUGUCUUAGAUGGCCACGUGGGUCUGUGUUUUUUAUUUGGGAUCUAUGUGAAUGGUACACUGAUUCCUAGUAAUCUCACCUAUGUGUAUGGAUUUUUCCAGAUCUUAAUGUUUGUCAUUCCAUUAAUACUUUACACUGGGUGGUGUAUACAGCACCGGCUCAGAAACUUAAAGAAAGAUAAAGCCAUGGACAAGCCGACUUGUAAAAACUAUGUCAAGGAUCACUGGAGUUUCUUACUCAUCGUGUUCUUGCAAGUGUGGUUUGCAUAUGGAGGGUUCUUUAAAGCUUAUGGAACCAUGGCGUUUUUACUUGGACCAUUUAGGACCUGGUCUGCAGUUCUGGCUAUAUAUCUGCAUAGAAAUGCAUCGAAUGUAGAGAGACAGGAACUCGAGAUGAAACCAGAGCUGAGUGAACAGCAAUUUAUUGCUGUAACAAGAAAUGAGGACAGCUCCCACUGUGGUGCUGUGAACAAAUUGAACUCCAUACAGUGA